Molecule: messenger RNA, 6080 nt
Organism: Linepithema humile (Argentine ant)
Lineage: Eukaryota; Metazoa; Arthropoda; Insecta; Hymenoptera; Formicidae
Gene: Sema5c
Product: Semaphorin 5c
Biological process (GO): neural crest cell migration; semaphorin-plexin signaling pathway; axon guidance
Molecular function (GO): chemorepellent activity; semaphorin receptor binding
Source: RefSeq, a predicted model, not a curated record
GAGUGCCAAUAGACGCGCGACCGUCAUAGACAGGACGUUAUCGAUACUAAUAGAAUCGUUCUUUUUUUUGUUUUCAAGGUUUUUAAGAGAGCUGCAAUCCGGUGCAUCAAUCACGUAAGCUAAGUGAGUAACGCGAAGUGUCGAGCCGAAUAAAUCUCGUAUAUCAAAUUUCUGCCGAAUUUUGCGGCCCCCAGCGAUCGCAGUGCGGAAGAUCGAAUGCGUCGGUGAGAUUUAUCACGUCGCUUUUUCGAAUCACUGUAAUUCCGAGGAACGAUCGUCGAGCUAAAGCCGCAGCCGCUUGAUAUACGAGCUCUCGUUAUAUUUCUCGCAGUAGAAAAAAAAAUUUCUGCGCCGACGAUCGACGAAUCGCGCUCGAGCACGUAUCCCGCGCGUGUUCUAAUGAGAAGCAUUACGUGACCGUUCGAUAAGUCACUGUUUCGCAAGCGGAAAUUGAGGAUUGCAACCUAUAUGAAAUUGAAAGGUAGCAGCAAAAAACAAGUUUUAUUGUAAAGCUCAAGACCAUUUCCGAUAAGCUCUCAAUUAUCUCAGGUAUGUUUGCGGCAAUUAACAGAGUCAAUGAAUUUUCGAUCUCGCUUCGGUUGUUCUCAAAUAUUGUUACGUUGACUGGCGCCUAGCGGCGAUUGAGCGAACUUUCAAACUGGCUUCCGCGAGAGUGAGGGAGAUGGAAGACGCGUGAAGUCGUGCGGUAGCGGCGUCGUACGGGCCUCGCAUUCAGUCAGCGUUUAGCUGCCAAGGCUUCGUCUAACGGAGAUUUGGAUCAUCUUUCUUGAUCGUGUAAACAAACGAAGUUUCGCGCGCGUCGCGUCUAUUCUUCGAGUGUAAUUACAUCGCGUUCAUCCUCGCAGGACAUUUGCGCAUCCGUUCAUUGCGGAAUAUUCAUCGAUCGUCGUUCAUCGAAGACGUUUCUAUGGAUAUCCGGCACGUUUCGGCGCAGUGACACCAACAGCGGCUUGUCGCGUUCAUGGUGCGUGUGAAUACCGUUCGCCGGACUUAACACAGGACUCAAUCAUGCAUCGAGCACAGAGGAUCAGCGCUAUGGAACCACAGGACUGCUAAUCCACGUACUUCUUCGAAGCCGGAGCGAGGAUAUCACGCGGCCAAUAUGGAGCGGUGGCUGGUGUAUACGGUGACGCUGCAGAUUUUCGCUGCUAUCGCUCGCGCCGCCGAGGACUUUCGGCACAUCUCGUACGAAGAUUUAGCGAACAGCAGUAUGUUUCAACAAGAAGGAGUCACGACUUAUUCGCAGCUGCUUUUCGACGUGGCGCGACAGCAAGUCGUUGUCGGAGCGCGGGAUAAUUUGUACCGCUUGACGCUGACGUCACUCACAGACCUGGAGCACGCUACGUGGUCCGCGCCGGAGGACAAGGUCAACACCUGUCAGAAUAAGGGCCAGAGCGUCGAGGAUUGUCGUAAUUACGUCAAGGUGCUCCUCAGCAAUGGCAAGAGUCUCUUCACUUGCGGCACUUACGCCUUCAGCCCGUGGUGCGCGUGGCGAGAGAUCGAGAAUAUAACGAGCGUAACCAGCGAGAUGUCGGGCGUGGCCAUGUGUCCGUACUCGCCGCAUGCGAACGUCACGGCACUUUUGUCGAGGGGUUCCACCGGCGGGCUCUUCGCCGGCGCGCCGACCGAUUUCUCCGGAGCCGAUCCCGCGAUCUACAGAACGCUGGCGUCGCCGAACCUCAGGACACGACAAUACGAUUCCAAGUGGCUGAACGACCCGCAGUUCGUCGGCAGCUUCGAGACGGAGGAUCACGUGUACUUUCUAUUUCGCGAGUCCGCCGUGGAAUACAUCAACUGCGGCAAGAAAAUAUAUUCGAGGAUAGCGAGGGUCUGUAAGAACGAUCGAGGUGGGCAGAUCAUGAUGAAAGACGUAUGGACGACCUUCAGUAAAGCCCGAUUGAAUUGCUCGCUUCCCGGCGAGUUCCCAUUCUAUUACGAUGAGAUCCAAGGCGCUGCCUAUCAUCCGGAAGAGGGAAUUGUUUACGCGACCUUUACGACUCCUAUUAACGGCAUCGCGGGCUCGGCGAUCUGCGCGUUCAACAUGUCAGCGAUCACCGCUAGUUUUAACGGGCCUUUCAAGUAUCAGGAAAACGCGGGCGCUGCCUGGGAGAGGAGACCGGUCGCGCAUCAUAAUCGACAACGCUGCGGCUCGCCGUCGAGCACCGCGUCGCAUCAGAUCAUGGACAAUCAGCGUUACCAGUUGAUGGACGAGGCGGUGCAAAGCACGACGCUGGAGCCGCUGCACACCGCGACCCUCGAGCGAUUCACUCACAUCGCGGUGGACGUGACGCCGACCAAGCUGCACCGCAGCGUCACCGUCCUCUACGUCGCCACGGCGACCGGACUGAUCAAGAAGAUCUCCGUCUUGCCCAGAACGCACGAGACCUGCAUCGUCGAGAUUUGGGGACCGUUGCCCUCGUCGCCGAUGACCUUGCAAUUUCUCAAGGACACGCAGAGUCUUUACGUCGGCAUGGAGAUCGGUCUCUUGCGCGUGCCCGCCGUUCAAUGUUAUCGUCAUCGGAGCCGCCAAGCGUGCUUGAACGCCCAGGAGCCGUAUUGUGGAUGGAACGAGCAUCUCAUGAAGUGUGCGCAGGCACCGAAGCAGAAUUACCUGGCGAAUCAUUGGCAUCAGGAGGUCACCAAGUGCCCGGUGCUCACCGACCCUGUUGACGGUGGCUGGAGCGCGUGGAGUCCUUGGUCGCCCUGUCAACAUGGCCAGGGGGAACAAUCGGCCGGACACGGUCACGCUCACUCGCAUUCGCACAACGAAUACUCGGAGAAAAGUGACACGUGUCAGUGUCAGACUAGAGAAUGCAACAAUCCCCCGCCGCAACACGGUGGCGAGAGUUGCACGGGUGCGCGUGUCAGAGUAACAAAUUGUACCGUUCACGGCGGUUGGACCGCUUGGUCAGCUUGGUCGGAAUGCUCUCAGACUUGCGGUUUCGCAAUGAAAACCCGCCGGCGUACCUGCACAAAUCCGGCACCCGCCUUUGGUGGGCGCGUUUGUGUCGGCCACGAUCACGAUGACACCGUGUGCAUCGAUCGGCCGCCCUGUCCUGCCCUUGUUAAAACCACCCUGCCUCAGGCCGGCCAGUGGACGUCCUGGGGCAAUUGGCACGCAUGUUCGCGGCCGUGCAACGGUGGAAUACGUUUAAGAAAGAGAAUCUGCGAGAGUACAUCGCCGAAGAAAGGAUCGCCUGUCGAAUGUUUUGGAUGCGAUACUCAGUAUGAGGACUGUAACACUCACGAGUGCACCGAGACGAAACGGUAUUCCGGAUGGACUCCUUGGUUGGCCGUGAACGCCAGUCUGCAAAGCGCCAGUGCGGGUUACGUGGAGAAGCGUUUCCGAUUUAGCUGUCGCGCGCAGACAAGCGAUCCUUCGAGCGUGCGAGUGCAGCUCGCCAAGGAGGAGGAGCGUUAUUGCAGAAACGACGGGUCUUGCUUGCGAGGAAAGGACGAAUACACGGAACCCGUGGAGAGUGGCUGGGGCGAAUGGUCCGCCUGGGGGCCGUGCGACCGUCCUUGCGGACGGGGUAUUCAACGUAGAAUAAGGCAAUGCGACUCGCCGGUUUGCAAGACCGGCGUCGCCUCUCAGAGCAGAGCCUGCAAUUUACACGCGUGCCGCAGUAAUUCCGCCAGUAUCGUGACGGAGGGUCAAUGGUCGUGUUGGACAGAAUGGUCCGAGUGCUCGGUGAGCUGCGGCGUCGGCGUGCGUACGAGAACAAGGGAGUGCCUUGGCCCGGAGAGCUGCAACGGUCCCAGACUGGUCAGGGAGACCUGCGAGACGCCCAGUUGCGAAUCGCUGAUCGGUUGGGACACGUGGUCGCAGUGGACUCCGUGCGACGGCGAUCGUCAGCAGCACCGAAAGCGAACGUGUCUCCAUCACGGACCCGGCAUGUGUCAAGGUCUGAAUCAUGAGAUACGCGAUUGUCUUCUGGAUUGCACAGACAACGAUGUUAAUGCGCUGCCCUCGAGCGUGGAGAGCUCGGGCGUCACGGUGGGCGCGGUGGUGGGCAGCUGCGUGACAAGUUUUAUCAUCGGCUUGGCCUUAACCGCGGUGUUGUGCUUCUGCUAUUUGAAGCGACGCAAGCCGCGCAUUCCAGGGAGUCCGCAUUAUAUCAGCAAACAGAAUCCUUACGUCACCGUGCCGCUGAAAGAGGUGAACGCGAAGCGACAGCCCAGUUUCUCGGGCAGCACCAACGGAAAUGGCACUCUGCGCGGUAAGAACAAUCCCAAUGUCAACGGUCUCGGGAGUCCCAAGCUGUAUCCGAAGAGUCUCGAUUAUGAAUCCGCCACCCUGAAGCGCAACAGUCACGGCCAGCAACAUAUCCGUGCCGAUCUCGAUCAGGACAAAUACUACUGAACGAGCGAUCCGCAUGGAAUCGUGUAUCAACGUCAUGUGGAUGGCCAGCUGGUCUUUCCAGCCACGUGAUUUUCGAGUGAUUUAUUCGUACAGCAAAUUGUGAUGUUGCUGAUCGCGAAUACUAACUCAUUCCACGCACUUGGCAGCUGCAUAUAAAUAGUGCCGGUCGAUUAACGCUCGGUCGACAUUAACAUGUGAGACUUGAGAACGGACUUCCGGAAGAGUGAUCGUGUUUUGCAAUCAGGAAAGUGCAAACAAUGAUGAAGAGGACGGAAGGAGUCUGUGAGAAAAAGGUUUGAGAGUAUUUACUUAAUUAAAUUAAGGCGACAAUAUCUUCGACGAUACAUGCAUACAUACGAUCGAUUAAGCAAACGCCUGUCUGCAAGACUAUACAUUCUUAGUAUUAAGUACCCGAUGUACACAUUCUCCGGCGUGUUCGUUUAGUUAAUGAUAACGUUGCGCUUAACGACACAACUCCACUGACAACGUUGCUCAAUACUGAGCAAUAAAGAUGAGAUAUACAUUUCGAAAGAGACGCAGCGAUAUUACUCCAAUUGCCUUAAUGUCUUAGGCUCUACAGCAUACACAUAGUUGUAGAGUGGUACUUUGCGAUGUCGUUUGUCGAGCGGUGCAAUAACUCAACGUACCCCCGAGAGAAAAGCCGUUGUUUCAAGAGAGUUUUUAAGAGUUUAUUUUUGUUUCUGUACAUAUCCGUGAGAAAGAGAGAUAGAGAUUUAAUCCCGCACACGCCUGGGCAUUCAUUUUUUUUCAUCUGUAUAAAGUUUCAUUUGAUCUUUUAUUUGUGAAUGCAUUUUCACACAUAUUUCAUACAUUUAUAACAUUAUUCGUGCGGCAGAAUAGUUUUAUAACAAUAAAAAUAUUAAUGAGGCGAAAAAGGCAAUACGAAACAUAUUUUUUGCGCAUUGACACUCUCGCGCGUUCUUAUUAUCUUUUUUCUCCGUUAAUAUUAUUAUUUGAGCGAGAUAACAAGUGAGAAAUAUGAAGAAGUGCGUCUAUUAAACCGCGAUCACGCAGACGCUCGGGUUGCCGAGAAUCGAUUGAUAGUCUUUGUACAAAUACAAAAAAUGUGUUACACAAGUAUGCAUUUUUGGAAAGAAAGUUUGCCUCUUUUAUAUUUUAUUCAUAGAAGAAGUAUCGAAUUUUAUACUGAGUAACGUAGUGCCAUGAUACGGAGUUGUAUAUACGUAAAAAUGCGUCUUCUUAAACGUAGCUUUACGAUGAUGGAGUAUAUACUAUAUAAUGAAUGUGUAACGAUGAACACACAUACGUUGCGCGACGAUUGCGUUUACAUUGGCUCACAUUGAGUCGCGCUCGCGAAUCACGUUUACGCAAUCCCCUAAAAUAAAUUGCCUUAUUACUUGCCGCGUCUAUACGGUGAGCCAAAUUUUUCAUUUAGACACUUAUUGUUAGAGGGAAAAUUGAGGUCUUCCAAAACGACUAAUUAAAAGAAUUUGAUCGUAUAAGUUACCUCUUAAGUACGAAUUUAUGUAAUUCGCAGCAUGUAAGAUGAUACAUGAAGAAAAAAAGAUGUAAAACUGCGACGUUUGAUUUUUUUACAUGAGUACGAAGUCUUAUUAUAUCAAGAUCGUGUAUAUAUAAGAGUAAGAAUUAUUAUAUCCGAUGCAUCUUAUACCCAACGCACUCGUUUGCAAUAAAGACAAUAUUCUUUUUUUUA